Molecule: messenger RNA, 484 nt
Organism: Nanorana parkeri
Lineage: Eukaryota; Metazoa; Chordata; Amphibia; Anura; Dicroglossidae
Gene: BET1
Product: Bet1 golgi vesicular membrane trafficking protein
Exons: 3
Coding region: 106-441 (111 amino acids)
Biological process (GO): vesicle fusion with Golgi apparatus; endoplasmic reticulum to Golgi vesicle-mediated transport
Cellular component (GO): Golgi trans cisterna; SNARE complex
Molecular function (GO): SNAP receptor activity
Source: RefSeq, a predicted model, not a curated record
CGCUCGCCGUACUCUGCCGGGUUUCCCCAGCUGACCGCAUAGUGUAGUACACGUAGUCAGUGUGUGUUGGUUGUCUCAGCAGCCAGCACCGCACACACCGCCAACAUGGACCGGGAAGGGAUGAAGCACCGGGAGGGCCGCCCGGAGAUGAGCGGCUACAGCGUAUAUGAAGAAGAGAACGAGAGAUUAACCGAGAGCCUCCGGCUUAAAGCGAACGCCUUGAAGUCUCUUUCCAUUGAUAUUGGUUCAGAACUGAAAUACCACAAUAAAUUACUGGAUGAACUGGAUUCGGACUUUGACUCUACAGGCGGCUUUUUGGGCUCCACGAUGGGCCGACUAAAAUCCCUCUCCAGGGGCAGCCAGGCCAAACUCCUUUGCUACAUGAUGCUUUUUGCCCUCUUUGUCUUUUUUGUCAUUUAUUGGUUUGUAAAGCUCAGGUGAUUAUUAUGUUUUUUUGUUUUGUUUUUUAAUUAAAUAUUGUGAC